AUGAACAUCAAUUCAGGAGGUGGUAUACCUGCCCCACCACCAGGCUGGCAGAUAUCGAUGGAUAACAUGGGUAGAUACUUCUACUACAAUCCAAUGACUCAACAACAAUCGUGGACUCCACCACCAGGCUCACAGAUGCCAACUGCUGUUGUUGGUCAACAGCAACAACAACAACAGAGUGGUAUUGGACAGGGACAACCAAUCGUACAACAAUCGCCACAACAACAUAUCAACAUAUCAAAUCUGGCCAAUUCAAAGUCAUCGCUGUCGUCGUCCAGCUUGCCAGACGGUUGGGAGGAGGCUACCGACAAUCAGGGUCGUGUCUACUAUAUCGACCAUCUAAACAAGAAGACAAGUUGGAUUCAUCCCAACUUUAGUCAACAGCUACAUCAUCAACAGCCUCAAUCGCAACAGCAACAGUCUCAGCCAGUGCAUCAACAACAGCAGCAACAGUCACAUCAGCAACAACAGCAGCAGCCGAUCAUCUCAUCGAAUCCAUCAUACCCAUCGAUCGUCCCCAAGAAGGCUGCACCUUCUUCGGGUGACUACUAUCCAUCAAUGAAUGAAUAUGGCUAUAACGUCUCAAGCUCACCAAAGCAACCGACAUUCAUUCCUCCCAAGGUUACAAGCGCGCCAGCACCAGCUAGACCUAGCACAACGACCUCACCAAUGGCACCCAUUCAAAGACCUCCCCUGUCAAUGUCUAAGCCAACCUCUGUCCUCUCCCAGACAGCUCCUCUCUGGGAUCUCGAGAAGAUAGUACCAGCAUGCUCCAACUGUUAUCUCCCAUUCACUGUUAUAAGAAGACGUCAUCAUUGUAGAUGUUGUCAAAGAGAGUUCUGUGACGCUUGCAGUGUAAAGAGAAUUGCUAUACCACAGUUCAAUCAUAAUGAUCAGGUUAGAGUGUGCCUUUACUGCUUCAUUCAUACAACAGACCAUGAGAAGACAUGUAUUUCAAGAUUGGUACCAUAUUUCCUCGACUUCCACAAGGAUACCAAUCAUCAGUAUCAGGCAUUGUGCGAGCUCUACGACUUCUUGUUGACCAACCAGAACAAUGCCGAGCGUGUAGAGACUGCCCUUGUUGGAGGAUUGAAGCCAUUCAUGGAGUACAUCGCCAGGACCACCAAGGAGAACCACAGGAGUGAGAACCUUACCCUAGCAUGUCAAAUAGUCUGCUUCCUCACCAAGUACAAGAAGUUAUUGAAGCCACUUCAUCAGACUGAGUACAUCUCAGCUUUGUUCGACUUGAUGUCUUGCACUGAUGUGGCAUCUGUCAAGCUGGACUGCGCUAGGAUCUUGAAGAAUAUUAUCUCCAACAUUGACAAGACCACUCAUACUCCAACACAACCACCCGCGCCAUCCGUUGCCGCAGCCGCCGCCGUAACACUCAAUGUUGGUGCCGUGCAGAAUGCCGCUGGAGUGGUUGAGGACGGGGGACUGCGAGUGACCACCGCCAUCUCCAAGGCACAGAUCGUCGAGAUAGUCUCCCUCCUGGAGAACCCAACGUCCAAGGACGACUUCCAGUUGGAGCUGCUCAAGAUCUUGCGCAUCCUCUCACACAAUGAGGAGCAGUUACAAAACAUUGCCAACUCCAACAUUGUCGAGGUGGCUUCGCCACUCCUCUCGUCCACCAGAGUGGACGUGCUCAAGAGUGUGCUCAAGGUGUUGACCAGGCUAUCCAUCCUUGACAAGCAGAAUGCCGAAAAGCUCUACUCUGUUGGUGGUGUCAUCUUCCUCCUCGAGUUACUUGUCAAGCAGAUAUCCCCAGUGCUCAACGUCAUCCUCAUCAAGCUUCUCUACUCAAUCAGCAAAGUUAGCAAAUGUUCAAGCGCUAUCGCCAGCUCAGACACUGGCAUUGGAUCAAUAUUGUUCUUGUUUGUCAACUCAUCUGGUAACCUCAACUUGCAAGAACCAAUACUGUUGUUGUUGUUGCAGGUGAUGGAGAACAACCAGUUGAACAAGCAGAUGCACAUUCAGAUCACACAGAAUGAUAGUUUCAUCAAGUCAAUGUUCCAAUCACUCAAGAUUCCCGCACUUGAACCAUUGGUGCUGGCCAUAUUCAGUCAGCUCUGUCUCACCGACGAGUCCAAGGAGUCACUGCGCGUCCAGGGCAUCAUUGAGCCUAUUCUCUCAAUGAUGUACGACAGGAGCAAGAGUAUCCUACUUCCCCUGGAGAUCCUCACAAGGAUUGCGAUGAACAAUGAGAAGGCCUGCUAUGACAUUUUCGAAGUUGGUGGACUGUCUGUGUUGAUUGACAUCAUCACAUCACCAGCGCCACAGGCACCAAAGCGGGAGGCACCUGUCAAUGGCGAGAUACCAUACACGGAGUUGGAGGACAUUGCUGAGAGCACCUACAAUGCCGAUGUAAAGCGAUUCGAGAUGUACAAGAAGGUGCAGUACAACACGGUCAAGCUUGUGGGCAGUCUUUCCUACUCCAAGAACAUCGUCCAGGAGUUUGUCCACUUUGAGAAUGGCGCCGGUGUCAAGGCGCUGGUAGCCCUGCUCAACCCCUCCGUUGAUGAGUCCGUCAAGCAGGUGGCCUCUGAAGCGCUCAGCAACCUGUGUGAGAACGAGACCUGCGCCAUUCUUGUGCUGAGCGAGGAGGGACUCACCUACUCCAUGGCCCUGCUCUCAUCAUCCAACACGGCCAUCAAAGCCAAUGCACUGCGAUUGCUACAGAGACUCGCCAGCCACUCACAGGAGAUCAAGCUGGCCAUCUCUGAGGGCACGUCCAUACGCCAGAUCGUCGAGAUGCUGUCCAAUCAGUCGGCAGAGCUAAAAAAGUGUGCGAUCUUCUCGCUGGCCGAGCUCUGCAAGGAGAACGAGUCCAAUCGUGAGCAGGCCUUCAAGUUUGGCUGUCUGCCUAUCCUGGCACAAUCGUUCAAUAUCUACACCAGUGACCCCAAGUCCUUGGUGUGUCUGCUAGAGAUUAUCUCUGGCUUUGCCGGCCAGAACGAUCAGUACCGCAGCGUAUUGUUGGGCACGUCGAUCGUCCAGUCAAUCAUCGAGUACCUCUUCAACAACAUGAACUCGCCAGACGACAACUUUGUCAUUCAAACACAGGUGUACUCAGUGCUCAUCCUCUCACAGUUGGUCAAGGAGAACAUGGCCGAUCAGAUCAGAAAGAUCAUCAACUCGGGCGUCAUCCUGUCGCUCGUGCCCCUGCUCUCUGUUAAGAACUCAUACCUCCAAGAGUACACAUUGAUCGUCCUCAAUGUCGUCUCCAAGAACAGCUCAUCCGAGCUGCGCGAGAGCUUGAUGACAUCAGGCCCCAUCCUUGAGAGUCUCAGCCAGUUGCUCAACUCCAAGAACGAAGCCAUCCUAGUCAACUCGCUCACGCUACUCAUUGAGUUGUCCAAGAGUCCAGAGUGUGGAGGCUAUCUCCUCUCGACCAACGCCAUCACUCAAGUAUCCGAGCUCAUCAUCAGCCCCAACACGCCCACAAGAUGCAAGAGUUUGGCCAUCCAGCUCAUCUCCUCGUUCUUCUCGAACAACACGAGCAACACCAACAUAUGGGAGGUGUUCACUGCCAAGGCUGGCAUUCCAGGUCUGGUCGCUCUGCUUUCGUCCACCAGCGUCAUGGCCCAAAUCACCAGUGCCAACGCCCUGUCUGCCAUCGUAGUUGAUGGACCAGGCCGAGCCAGAGUCGUCGAGUCGGGCGGACUUCACGCCCUGGUCAACGCGCUCUCCUCAUCCAACAUCAAUGUGUCGUGUGCUGUACUCGUGACAGUGCUGGGCCUCUCACUCGAGGACGAGCUCUGUGAGACAAUUGUAAACUUGGGCGCGCUCAACUCAUUGUUGACCAUCCUUGCCAACCAGGAGUACAUGUCGAACAACAUCAACAUUGAUGCCAAGCUCUACGCAUGCGAGACCAUAUUCAACCUUGCCUCCAACCAACAGUGUCGCUCUAUGAUCUGCGACAACAGACUGAUCACACAGCUUCUCGACCUCCUGUUUGUCGGCACUGAAGCCUACAAGAUCGUCGCGUGCAAGACCCUUGCGUUGCUCGCUGCCGACCCUGCCACUGCCAAGGCGGUGUGUGAACAAGGUGGCAUCAUUGGCCUUGUCCCACUACUCUCCUAUGAGAGCAGCGAUGAGAACACUCUGAUGUCCGUUGCGAUUGCACUCACCAAUCUGGCGCAGCACAUUGAGAUGUCCAAGAACCAGAUACUCACCACGACCAACGACAAGGGUGUGACUGGUGUCGAGAUCAUCCUGGCCAUCCUCGCAGCCAAGGAUGGAGUGAGAUCGAGUCAAUCACUCAAGCUACAACUCCUUGAUCUUCUGCAAAUGUGCUCAUCCGAUGGCAUUUUCCUCGCGGCCCUCGAGUCCACCGAGCAAGGCAUCCCCAACCUUCUCUCCCUGCUGUCAGCAUCGCUCUCCAAGCUCCCAACGAUGGCCAGCUCGCCCCAGGUCAAGCCGGUCAAUGACAACGAUCCAUCUCCAUCAAAGGAGGUACAGAACCAGUUGCUGAUCGUGUUCAAGACGUUGUCAAUCAUCAUUGCCAUCUCACCAAAUCCCAAGAUCAGGAAUCUGUUGGUACAGAACAAUUGUCUGAAGCAGAUCUCAUUGCUGAUGACGCCGCCACCAGAGGUUCUCGUGUCGAUUGACAUGCUGUCCAACUCGAUCUCCUUGUUGGAUCUCCCCACCAAGGAAACACAGCAUCAACACAUAAGUGUCGAAGCCAUUGGCGACAAGGACGAGGUCAACCUACAGUGCCUCAACCUCAUCCACAAGUUCUCGCUAUCAGAGUUUGGCAAGAACGAGAUCAGGAACUCAAAGCUUGUGCCUCUGGUCCAAAGAUUCCUUGAUUCCAAGAUUGAGGAGCAAGUCUGUACAUCUCUUAAAAUACUUCAUAACCUUGCAGUAUCAAACCUUAAUCGAUUGGAGAUACAUACCAAUGGUGGAAUGGAGAAGGUAUUGGACAUAUUUACAAAGACAACCAGUCCAACGAUCAUAUUGAACUCUCUAUGUACAUUAUAUCAGUUAAUAUAUUUAGUGGACAACUUCAACCUGUUCAUUAAGCGUGAUUGUUUCAAAUUGCUUGCACAGUGCACUGCAUACCCUAGUGAAGCCAUCCAACUCAAUGCUCUGAUGUUGAUCAAUAGACAUUUGAACAAUGAGAGAUAUGCCGAGAUACUCAAUGGUCUUGGUAUAGUGGACAGUAUUUUGAACAUACUCAACACGGCAUCCAGUGAGAACCUGAUCAUGUACGUUCUCAAGACAUUGAACGACUUUACUCCAUUCGACAAUCUGCGCAAGACUAUAUCCGAGAAGCUACCAAUCGAUGUUCUAAAGGCCAUGCAGACAGUUCCAAACCAAACGAUCAGAGAACUAUCAGAGUCAUUGCUUGGAUCAUUUGGUUCAAAUUAG
Molecule: messenger RNA, 5373 nt
Organism: Acytostelium subglobosum LB1
Lineage: Eukaryota; Evosea; Eumycetozoa; Acytosteliales; Acytosteliaceae
Exons: 7
Coding region: 1-5373 (1790 amino acids)
Molecular function (GO): metal ion binding; protein binding
Source: RefSeq, a predicted model, not a curated record